Phyllostomus discolor (pale spear-nosed bat) is the source of this 2746-nucleotide messenger RNA. RefSeq names its product cold shock domain containing C2 (gene CSDC2). Gene Ontology annotation, biological process: regulation of mRNA stability. The record is from RefSeq and is a predicted model, not a curated record. The coding region runs from base 616 to 1077 and encodes 153 amino acids. The transcript has 4 exons. NCBI's taxonomy places the organism in Eukaryota, Metazoa, Chordata, Mammalia, Chiroptera, Phyllostomidae. Gene Ontology annotation, molecular function: mRNA 3'-UTR binding. Gene Ontology annotation, cellular component: cytoplasm.
CCCCACUUGCUCUCUAAUUGGCAGGAAUGCGAGCUGCCCCCAGCUCUUCCUCCCCUGCAUUCCUCAGCAGUGACUCCCACCUGGCAGGGCAAAUUAUACCCUGGCCCGGCAAUAAAAGCCACUUUCCAAAAAAAGAAGCUUUGGGGCCCCGAGAGAGACGCAGCUAACUCUCUCGCCCAGCCUGUGCCUGGCUCGGGAGGUGGUGUCUGCGCCCUGUGUGCCUUUAAGCGGGGAGUACAAAUUCCCACCCCGGCCCCUCCCUCCUGCUCUUUCUGACGUCAGGAGGGAGGCGUGUGUGAGUGAGUGAGUGAGGGGCUGAGGUGCCGCAUGCUCUCUCUCACACACACACACACACACACACACACACACACACACAGGCACACACUCAUACACACAACACAUCUUUCAGACCCGUCCGCUGAGCCCAGCUCCGGGCACCCGGGAGCGGCAGAGUGCUGAAGCCGGGCCCCCGACCUCGGCCGCCAGGGAGAGACGGAGCCUGCGGCUGCAGAGGCCUCCGAGCAGGGCCGGGCCGGGCCCUGCCCGCAAGGACGCCCAAGCCCCUCACCGGCCCCUGGGCCUGGGAGCCCCCCUGGCUCUCCCGCCAGCCCCGCCAUGACUUCGGAGCCCACCUCGUCCCCGGUCGUGCCCCCGCUCCACUCCCCAAAGUCCCCGGUCUGGCCCACCUUCCCCUUCCACCGGGAGGGCAGCAGGGUCUGGGAGAGGGGCGGCGUCUCGUCUCGGGACCUGCCCAGCCCCCUGCCCACCAAACGGACCAGGACGUAUUCAGCGACAGCCCGCGCCUCUGCUGGCCCCGUGUUCAAGGGCGUCUGCAAGCAGUUCUCCCGCUCCCAAGGCCACGGCUUCAUCACCCCUGAGAACGGAUCCGAGGACAUCUUUGUGCACGUGUCAGACAUCGAGGGGGAGUACGUCCCGGUGGAGGGCGACGAGGUGACCUUCAAGAUGUGCCCCAUCCCACCCAAGAACCAGAAGUUCCAGGCUGUGGAGGUGGUGCUCACCCAGCUGGCCCCCCACACUCCCCACGAGACGUGGUCCGGCCAGGUCGUGGGCUCCUAGGCUGGGCGGGGAGGCCCCCAGGGUGCACAGGUGGCAGCUGGCUCCCUGCCCCGCGGCACUGGCUGUGGUCUGUCCCCCGGGCGGCCUCAGUGUGCGCGUCUGCCUGGCUGUCUGUCUGUGUUUACGGCCGUGAGCGUGUGCCUCCAUCCAGCCCUGUGACCCGUGACUGUUCUGUGAGCUGGACCGAGGGGGCAGCCCCCGGCCCGCCUUCUCUUCUCGUCCACUCUCCCUCCUCCCUCCCCUCCCUGUCGAACUGGCACAGCACCUCUCGCCCCCCACGUGCCUGCAGGGGGCACCCCUGGGCCCUGCCUCUGCCUGUGGCCCCAGCCCGGGGGCCAGGGCUACCUGUGCUACCUGCACUCCACCCCCCAGGCCGGGGCCUCCCACAGUGGCCUGGACCCCACCCUCAGAAGCCAGGCCAGCGAGCACUUGGGGGGCCUCCCAGCCUGCGGCGAGGAAAGAGGGCGGAAGGCGGAGGCACGCAGGCCCUCGCUGGUGCCCCGGCCUGGCCUUCCUCCCGCUCUCCCAGCACACCCUGGAGGCAGGAGAGGGGCUGAGGGCCAAGGCGUUUGGGGCCUGUCCUUUUCUCCUCAGCCUGGCAGUGGCUCCGUGAGCCCCAAACUGAGGCUGCAUCUUCUCCCCUGGGCCACGCUCAGUCGGCUGCCUCAACUUCCCCAGGAGGCAUGGGUCUGUGGGGGGAGGGGACGUGUCUCCCCGAGCCUGGAUGGAGGCCUCCCCUUGGUCCUGACUCACAAGCCUCACGGACGCUCUGCCUGUGCGCCACACGACGGCGACACGUCUGUCCCCUCGGGCAGGGCCCGGCGGGGCACCCACAGAGACGGCCCUCAGCCUGGAGGCUGCUAACCCUGCAAACCCCUUGCUGGUCCCUCUUCUCAAAGUGGUGGGACGGCAGUUCCCGCCGGCCCCCAAGCCAGUGGCCAAGCCGUGGUCCCUACGUUGUCAAGCCCUUCAGGGGUGCGUGCGUGCAUGCGUGUGUGCUCACUCUGGGGUGGGGUGGGCCUGGGAAGGAGGGCCCCACCCCCCGCCGCCACCCCAGUCCAGAGCACAUGACCUGAUGCAGAUUGAAACGGGGCUUAAGGGGCGGGGCCUGCAGGACAGUGACCCUGAGGACAUGCAGUCUGUGUGUAAGUGGGGGCUCGUGUGCCCAAGAUGCAAGGGUGACAACUGCCCAGGACCCCCAGUUCUGAAGACGUCCAGGCCUCGGGGUAGAGAUCAGCCGGGACGUGCGCCCCAUCCUCAGCCCCCACCAGGGCCUGGGAGUCCCGCGCUGCUGGGACGUGCUGGCCAGCUGCCCGACCCUGAGAGUGGCCCUGCCUGACACCCGGCUCCAAGCUGGGGCUGCGCUGGCGAGGCCCGAGGCCUCUCCCAUGAGAAUGAGGACUCCCCGGCCUCCUUGGUAGGUUUGCUGGUGCAGACUAACCCCUGGGAGCCCCCCCAAACCCCCCUCCUGUGAGUAGACCCCCUUUUUGAGGCACCGGCAUGGAGGCAGGAUGUGGGGACACCAGCCCUGGGGCCACCGGGGGUGACGGGAGCAGCAGCACUCUUGUCACCUCACCCCACAGUGUCCAGUCACAAACCCUCCCAGCCCCCAGCCACCCGGACCCCCCUCCCACCCCAACACUGGCAAUAAACCCUCAAUUGCGACUCA